GUCGAGAGCCAGGGCAUACGCGGGGGAGCGGAGGGAUGUUCAGACGCAUGAGUGUCAAAUGCAGCAUGUUUCUCAACCCGACCCGUCUCAUCAUUCACAUAUCAGAGAUUUUGCGGUUCCUGCUGCUGCUGGCUUGGCCACUGCAGGAACUUUAGGUGCUACUGCGGGAGGUAGACGAAUGAGUACAUCAGCCGCUUGGAGACCCUCAUUCCAUGAAGGAACUGCUCCAAGCGGUCGCAGCCAAGGACGAGGCAUUCAUGUUGAAGAUAAGCCAAGAAGAAAUACAACUAGAGGUCGACCUCGAGCAAGAAGUCUUUCUCCAACCCGCGGGGGUCGUUCGAAAAGCAGUUCUAAACACUUCGGCAAUGGCUUUGGAAUGGUUGAGAAAUGGAUGGCCCUCCUACUGUUUGGUUUAGAUGCACUCUACAGAUUGUCUGAGCCCAAAGGAGGUUGGGAUCAGUUCCGCCGUACGGAUAAAAGCAUGGAGCAGCAAGUAGAGGUUUUUGGCCACGAACACUUCGAUUCCAAACCCCGCGAAAGGUCUAGAUCUCCUCGCCACCAAUAUCGAGAAUCUCACCGCCGUUCCCAAUCCGUUGACACAGCAUACGCACAACUCCGACCACCAAGACGACGAUCUAUAGCAGAAGAGAGAAGCAGGGACGCAGAUACGAAUCUGCUUCAAAGAAGAGGGAUGCAGGAUCAUCAGCCAAAGACAACGAAUCAGGAUCCUUCGGAUGUGAGUGCAGCAGAAGAGAGGGGCAGAGCGGUGGAUUUGGGUCAGAGUCCGAGAGAAAAGAUGCAAGAACAUCACCAAAGGAGGAUGAACCACGAAGCUUUCAAUAUAAGCGCGAAAACCGAGGCUGGAAACAGAAGAUCGCCUUCACCUCUUCCAGCACCUCCAAUCGGGAGGUCCGAUAGACGAAGAAUCACCAGACGAGAAGCAAGAAGAAAGAGAGUCGGGGUUGGAAGCACGAGUGCAGGAGGUACAUUUGGGGAAGUGUCUUCAGCUGAAGAUCAGAGACAACGGAUUCGAGGAGGCAGAAACAUGUUAAGGGGUUCAGCGCCAGCUCCUGGCCAGGAUCGAGGGCAAUCAUUUCCGUUUCCAUUGCCAAACAAAAUUGUUUUUGCUCCCAGAGAGAUUGAAACUGCGCUGCCGGUUCUCGCCGCCAAGCCGAAGCAGAUCCAGCAGCCAGGAGCCCAACAAGGGCAAUUGUUGACGCCUCCCGAUUCUGACUCCCACCACUGAGCUAUACAACAAUCAUAGAUGGAAUUUUUGUAUAAUACUGAUUAGGUCGAUAGCAUACAUAAGCUGUUCGUCAUUGAAAUAUAAU
This is a messenger RNA of Hyaloscypha bicolor E, 1331 nucleotides long. RefSeq lists its product as uncharacterized. The record is from RefSeq and is a predicted model, not a curated record. Bases 59 to 1246 code for a protein of 395 amino acids. The transcript has 3 exons. NCBI's taxonomy places the organism in Eukaryota, Fungi, Ascomycota, Leotiomycetes, Helotiales, Hyaloscyphaceae.